GGUGGGCAGCGGUGCACCAAUCAGGUGACACCAUGUUGUGGUGUCAGCACGUGUGGACUGUGGCGGAUGUUUGUGUGUGAUAAUACUGUAUCUGCUGCAGCUGUGUAGUAUGUACCACUGAUGCUGAAGCCUCUGACUGUUAGCGAGGCUGUAGGAGCUAAUCAACAUGAGGAAGACAGAUAUCAUUGUGUUGUUGCAGCUGUGCGUUUUGCUACCUGCAACCCAACAAGAUGACGGAGGAUGGAUGACAAGAGGCAAGGACAGAAUAGCCCAACUUGGACCAUGUAACAUUGUGGUGCAGGAUGGAUCACUCACACAGGAGGAGUUUUUAGAGAGGUAUGCAUACAGUGAGCCAGUGGUGAUCAAGGGGGCAUCACACAAUCAGCUUUUCCAGUCACGUACUCGGCACACUGCCUUACUGGAGAGAUACGGCCACAUGACUAUUCGUCUGAGUUCUGCCAACAGUUACAGUUAUGCUAAGAGAGACAUAUCAUUCAGGGAUUACUGUGAUCACCACCUGCACCCACAACAACUCACAACUCUUGGCAAUGAAACAUUUUACUUCUUUGGUGACAACAAUGGUGAUGAAUGGCAGGACAUACUUGACCUUUACCAGCACCCACCAUACUACCUGCCUUACCACCUACCUGCCCUCAGCUUUGGACUAGCAGGACCAGGCACAGGUGUUCCUUUCCACUUUCAUGGCCCGGGCUUUGCUGAAACCAUAUGGGGACGCAAGCGGUGGUUCAUGUACCCUCCUGAUGUGAAUCCCAAUUUUCAUCCUAACCGGACAACUUUACAGUGGCUGAUAGAAGACUACCCAAAGAUGAAGGAUGACCCAAACCUUUAUGAGUGUACGCUGCUGCCAGGAGAGAUCAUCUAUUUUCCGGACAAGUGGUGGCAUGCAACACUCAACCUUGACAGCAGUGUCUUCAUAUCAACAUUUUUGAGUCCAUAACAACGGGAAAACAUAUUGAUUAGUGUAAUACAGUACGUAUAUAAUUUCUAUGUAUAAUUUUUCUACUUUGCCAUAACUUUAUUACAAAUAUAGGAAAUAAAUUGUGUAGGACCAGAACUUUCAUGCUAUAACUAAGAUGAAGACUGCUUUUAGAUUAAGAAAGAUUAAUUACUGAAUGUCGAGAAUCUGUUGGUGACUUCAUGGUCCAGUUUUGUGUGAAUGUUAAGGCAGCAUUAGUGAACAGUACUUAAUACAGUAAAUGCAUGAUUAAACAUGUGUACAGAUAUAUCUUUUUCAGCUAAUUUAUUUGUUUGGUUGUUUUCACAGAUUGUCUUACAUAGUAAUAUGUUUUGGCUUUCAUUUAGAUUAAAAGAAUUGUGUUGUGUCAUAAAAAAUACUGGUAUAACAAGUUGAAUAUAUAAUUCCCUGUGACUUUACAGUACAAACACAUAAUAAGGUCCAUGGUCUUUUAAAACUUUGCUUAUAAUUGACAUUUUGAUGUUGUCCCGAGUCUUGAGGAGUCACUGUUUGGGUGUGUUUAAGGUGAAUGAAAAAUAAAUCAGGGCUGUGGAGUCGAAGACAAAACCUUCGACUCCGACUCCUCAAAUUUUUAUGCUUCCGACUCCGACUCCGACUCCUUGGCCUAUUUGUAACAACUAUUUCUA
Homarus americanus (American lobster) is the source of this 1623-nucleotide messenger RNA. RefSeq names its product jmjC domain-containing protein 8-like. The transcript has 8 exons. Gene Ontology annotation, cellular component: cytoplasm. The coding region runs from base 167 to 958 and encodes 263 amino acids. Lineage: Eukaryota; Metazoa; Arthropoda; Malacostraca; Decapoda; Nephropidae. The record is from RefSeq and is a predicted model, not a curated record.